UCGCCGGGAUUGCUGCGGCCGCUUGUGGGUCUGAGCGGCUGGCCGGGGCGGCUCUCCUGCCGCCGAGUGCGCGAUGCCUUGAGCCUGGAAACUAUGUGAAGCAACACUCUUUCUGGAUUUUGAAAGACAUCAUUUCAUCAUGGGACAGCAAAUUUCGGAUCAGACACAGGUGGUUAUUAGCAAGUUACCAGAAAAAGUAGCAAAACACGUCACAUUGGUUCGAGAAAGUGGCUCCUUAACUUAUGAAGAAUUUCUUGGGAGAGUAGCUGAGCUUAAUGAUGUAACCGCUAAAGUGGCUUCUGGCCAGGAAAAACAUCUUCUCUUUGAGGUACAACCUGGAUCUGAUUCUUCUGCCUUUUGGAAAGUGGUUGUACGGGUUGUCUGUACCAAGAUUAAUAAAAGCAGUGGCAUUGUGGAAGCAUCACGGAUCAUGAAUUUGUACCAGUUUAUUCAACUUUAUAAAGAUAUCACAAGUCAGGCAGCAGGAGUAUUAUUAGCACAGAGCUCCACUUCUGAAGAACAUGAUGAAAACUCAUCCUCUGUAACAUCUUGUCAGGCUAGUUUUUGGAUGGGAAGGGUGAAGCAGCUGACCGAUGAAGAAGAGUGUUGUAUCUGUAUGGAUGGACGAGCUGACCUCAUCCUGCCUUGUGCUCACAGCUUUUGUCAGAAGUGUAUUGAUAAAUGGAGUGAUCGACACAGGAAUUGCCCUAUUUGUCGCCUACAGAUGACUGGAGCAAAUGAAUCUUGGGUGGUGUCAGAUGCACCCACUGAAGAUGAUAUGGCUAACUAUAUUCUUAACAUGGCUGAUGAGGCAGGCCAGCCCCACAGGCCAUGACGAUGGGGUGAAGGUCUGUUGCUGUUGUGAGCUGCAAAUACUUUGGUCAUAGGGGAAGAAUGCAGGGUUGUUGUGGCACAGACACAGAGAUAAAUCAAUUUCCCCUGCCUUCUUAUUUUUUCUAUUCCGACAAUUUACCCCAUUUUUUAAAAUAAAUUUUCCAUGUCUUCCAUUUAUGGU
Molecule: messenger RNA, 1015 nt
Organism: Otolemur garnettii (small-eared galago)
Lineage: Eukaryota; Metazoa; Chordata; Mammalia; Primates; Galagidae
Gene: RNF141
Product: ring finger protein 141
Exons: 6
Coding region: 140-835 (231 amino acids)
Biological process (GO): protein autoubiquitination
Molecular function (GO): ubiquitin-protein transferase activity
Source: RefSeq, a predicted model, not a curated record